Molecule: messenger RNA, 678 nt
Organism: Sclerotinia sclerotiorum 1980 UF-70
Lineage: Eukaryota; Fungi; Ascomycota; Leotiomycetes; Helotiales; Sclerotiniaceae
Exons: 2
Coding region: 1-678 (225 amino acids)
Biological process (GO): endoplasmic reticulum to Golgi vesicle-mediated transport
Cellular component (GO): TRAPPI protein complex; TRAPPII protein complex; TRAPPIII protein complex
Source: RefSeq, a predicted model, not a curated record
AUGUCCUCUCAGCCGGUAAAACCGCCGUUGGCUGGCCAAUCUUCUCAUCCUCAACGAGGCUCCCAGUCAGGGCUACGAUAUCCUUCGACCGGCAAAACGAUAUAUCAUAGACCAUUGAAUCGUAGUAAAACACAGGAGUUAAGCCAGGCUAGCUUUGCAUAUCUAUUCGGGGAGAUGGUUAGUUAUGCGCAAAGACGGGUUACUGGUAUUCAAGAUCUUGAGAAGCGACUGAAUGUCCAAGGUCACCCGAUCGGCCUCAAACUCCUCGAUCUUCUUAUAUACCGCGAACCUCCACGUACCCAAACACGCCCUCUAAACAUCAUCGCCCUUCUCCAAUUCAUAACCACUGUUCUCUGGCGUCAUCUCUUUUCCCGACCAGCAGAUGCCCUCGAGAAAUCUUCAAAUCCAGAUACUCCAGAAGAAUACAUGAUAUCGGACAAUGAACCUCUGGUGAAUCAAUAUAUUAGUGUCCCUAAAGAGAUGAACCAGUUGAACUGUGCGGCGUUCGUUGCGGGUAUUAUCGAGGGUGUUUGUGACGGAGCGGGGUUCCCAGCUAGGGUGACGGCGCAUAGUGUGGGAAGGGGUGAGGAGGGAGAACUGUGGCCUGGAAAGACUGUGUUCUUGGUUAAGUUUCAGGAGGAAGUGGUGGAAAGAGAGGCAUUUUUGGCCAAGAGUUAG